GAAGUUCCCAUGAUGCGUAUGUCAUUAGACAAUCAGGGAUAUGGCACAGAUUAAGAUCAAGUCAACGAGCAGACAUGUGGUUAUUGGGAGACCGUGGAUAUCCUUGCACCCCCUGGCUCAUGACUCCUUACCGUAAUCCCAGGCCAGGACCACAGACGGCAUUUAACUCCGCGCUUACUGCCACUAGGCAGCUGGUGGAGCGCACAAUUGGGGUCCUUAAAGGGCGGUUUCGUGUGCUCCACCGCACUGGUGGCGACAUCAUGUAUUCGCCGGAGAUGGCAAGUAAACUAGUGGUUCUGUGCGCAAUACUACACAAUAUCGCGGUAAGGAGUAGCGUAGAGCUUCCUCAGACAGAGGAAUUGCCUGAUGAGGAGCCAGGGGUUGUUCGACACUUCGGUGGGGGGAGUGUUACACGGAGGGGGAGCCAAGUCAGGGCAAGCAUUGUUGCUGAAUAUUUCAGGUAUAGUGUUUUUAUAUUAUCUUUUUUUAUCCAAAUUAAAAUCACAGUAUGCUUAUGUAUUAUUUGUAAUGUUGACAUUUUGUUUGAUAUUGUAAGGUCAUUGUGUAAUGCUUUUGGUGUGUUGGAAUGUGUAUUUUUUUUGAUACUAAAAAUCCGUUAACACGUUAAGCUUUCAAUUUUAGAUUUGAAAUGUAAAAAAUGUGAUGAUGCUAAAUAGUGUCCUUAUUUGUUUUAUAUCCUAAAAUCCUGAUUAUUUAAACAAACACACAAACAAAUGAAAUUGAAUGUUGCCCACUUUGUGACUGUCCAGCUGAAUGAUCACACAAACUGUGGACGAGAACAACGGCAGACCUCUCAGCCCCCUUCCCCUUCCCAGUCCCCCUCCCCUUCUCACUCCCCCUCCCCUUCUCACUCCCCCUCCCCUUCUCAGUCCCCCUCCCCUUCUCAGUCCUCCUCAGCUUCGCAGUCCCCCUCAGCUACCCAGUCCCCCUCAGCUUCCCAGUCCCCCUCAGCUUCCCAGUCCCCCUCAGCUUCCCAGGCCCACUCCACUUUCCACUCCCCUUCUCACACCACCUCUCUAUCUCUUUCUGUGACCCCUUCUCCUCCUUCCCAUACCCCUUCUCCUUCAACUUCAAACUCACCUUCUCAGCCCCCCUCACCCUCUAUUGGCUUAACUUUCUCUCCGCCCCCCUCGCCCUCUCAAUCAGACCCACCCUCUGAAAUUACAUCCCCAAUCCAGCCUCCUUCCCCCAUCCAGCCUCCUUCCCCCAUCCCUCCUCCUUCCCCAAUCCCUCCUCCUUCCCCAAUCCCUCCUCCUUCCCCCAUCCAGCCGCCUUCCCCACCCAGUGAGUGGGCAGAAGAAGCACCUGCUGAAUUAACUGUCAACCAUCAUGUUGCAGAGGAAAAUGUUGCCGUUGGAGAUCCCACAUCUUUUGCGGACAUUAUUGCCAACAUGAGGAUACAUCUCCAGGCCUUGCUGGGUCUUGUUGACCAAAUGCAAAAGUUGUUUUAAUUUUUGUUUAAAAAAAAAAAAUAUGUUUAUAUUAUAAAGAAACAAAAAAAUAAAAAUAAAAUAAAAUUUGUUUUCAAGUUAA
This is a messenger RNA of Pseudophryne corroboree (corroboree frog), 1554 nucleotides long. RefSeq lists its product as uncharacterized. NCBI's taxonomy places the organism in Eukaryota, Metazoa, Chordata, Amphibia, Anura, Myobatrachidae. The transcript has 4 exons. The record is from RefSeq and is a predicted model, not a curated record. The coding region runs from base 735 to 1472 and encodes 245 amino acids.